AUGUGUUCAGUCGAUCGGCGAGUGCCCUCUGGCGAAUGCGAGUUAUUACUGUCUUGUGGCAGUGCCGUGGUUUUUGUGUUGGUCAUCGCUGUCGCGCGAAAUGAUGAGGAAUACGGAGUCCUGGAAUUGCAAGGCAAUGAAAUGCGAAGAAUCCCGACGGGUUCAUUGAAAGGUCCGAAAGGGAUGAAGAGGUUGAACCUGGCACAGAACAGACUCGAUCUUAUCCCUCAGGGGGCAUUCAAAGAACAACCGAAACUGGAGACUCUGGAUGUGAGCUGGAACACGAUCGCCAUCAUUCAACCGAUGGCUCUGGCUGCUCUGCAAAAUCUGAAACGACUGGAUCUCUCUGGGAAUCAUUUGAGCAAAAUCCCAAGCGGUGCUUUUGAUGGGUUGGAGAAUUUGGAAGAACUAGACUUGUCCAACAAUUUCUUCAGCUCUUUCCCGACGGAGGCUGUGAAAUCAUUACGCAAAUUAAAACGGCUCAUCCUUCACUCCAACAGAAUCAGGAAUGUGGAGGAAGCAGAAAUGCAAGAAUUGUCCGAAGCGUUGGAAUACUUGGACUUGUCUAGGAACCGACUGGACAACGUUCCACCGCGCACUUUCUCUCCACUAAGGAAUCUCAAGGUGCUGAAGCUGCACGUGAACGCGGUCAGGAAGGUGGAAGACGACGCUUUCGAAGGACUAGAGAAGCUAGAAGAGCUGGACUUGUCAGACAACACGAUGCUAUCCAUGCCUACCUCAGCCCUUGGCAGAUUACCGUCUUUGAAAAAGCUCGUGCUGGACUAUAACCGAAUCGGAGUCCUUUCCGCUGAGAAUCUCAACGGCGUGAAGAGCCUGGAGGAGUUUUCCCUGGCUUUCAAUCUGAUUCGCGACUUGUCAGACGACACUUUCCAAGGAUUCGACCGCUUGAAGAGCCUCGAUCUCAAAGGAAACCAAAUCGAGAGCGUGACUCAGUCUACGUUGGGAGGUCUCGAAGGAACAUUGACGAACCUGGACCUGAGCUUUAAUGCUUUGCCCGAAGCGCCUAAGUUGAGUUUCCCGAAACUGUCAAAGCUGGACUUGUCUCGCAACAACAUUUCCCGGUUGGCAGAAGAAGCCUUUGGACUUUUGACGAACUUGAAGUACCUCAACUUGAGCAAUAAUAAUUUGGAGAGAAUUCAUAAUGCGGCGUUCCGUGGCUCCAACAACGGCGGACUCGUCCUGGAAGUUUUGGAUUUGAGCGGGAAUUUGAUCAAGGAUAUUCAACCCGGCGCUUUCGAGUCGCGCACUUUGAUGGCUCUAGAUUUGCACUCGAAUUUGCUCAAAGAAAUCACCACGGGCGUGUUCACUGGGAUGCCGGAUUUGAGAUUCUUGGACUUAUCUGCCAAUGACAUUUAUAGCAUGAAGCCCGGGUCGUUUUCGGGACUAGACCAAAUGCAGGUGCUGAAAUUCGAUCGGAACAACCUGGCGUCGUUCAAAGAAGAAUCUUUUGCCGGACCGACUGCACUGGAGGAGAUAUCAUUGAGCAGCAACGAAAUCACUUACCUGCUGAGCGACGCUUUUGUGAAACACCCACGGCUGCGGAAGCUGGACCUCGCAGACAACCGACUCAGCGCCUUUCCUGGCGAGAUCGUGCGUGGGAUCCGCCCCCUAGAAGAGUUGUCUUUGGCGAAAAACUCGUUGCGAUCCCUGGAAAGUGCGGACUUUGCCAAUUUGGCCAACUUGCGGAAGCUGGACUUGUCUCGGAACGAGAUAUCGGUUAUCGGUGCUGCUGCGUUCCAAAACUCCACUCAGGUGCAAGAACUUGACCUGAGCUACAACGCCAUCCGGGAAGUACCCGACGACGCUUUCCUGGGUGCUGGUCGCCUCUUGCUCAACCUCGAAGGCAAUCGGUUGUCUUCCCUACCUGCCGCCAUUUUCGAUCGAAACCGGCUCUUCCAGUUACAGAGCAUCAAUUUGGCUCGCAAUGAGCUCGAGCGGAUCCCCGUGGACGCGCUGCAACGCCAAUAUUUCUUCCUUCAAGACGUUGAUCUGUCACACAACCGCAUCGCCGACAUUCAGUCGAACGCCAAUGUGCUGGUGAAUAUCAAGCGACUGGACUUGAGCUACAACCCGCUGACUUCCGAGUCCAUCGACUACGUGCUCAACGAGCCCAAGACAGCCAGAGACCUGAACAUGGCCGGCACCGGAGUGGAACGAGUGCCGGUCUUGGAAACACCUUUCCUCCGCUCGCUCAAUUUGUCAGACAACAAGAUCACGUCUUUGGCUGAUGACGUGUUCCAGCGGCCGACGCUGCUCGAAGUUCUCGACUUGGCAAAGAACCGGAUCCCGAACCUGAGUUUCGGAUUGGCCGCUGGCGUUUGGCCGAAGCUGACGGACCUCCGACACGUCCGAGUGUCUGGCAACCCUGUGAGCUACGUCAUCAAGGGGGACUUCGCGUAUCUAGCCAAUUUGGAAGUGCUGGAGUUGGAUCACUUGCCCGAGUGUACCAAGAUCGAGAAGGGCGCUUUUGCGGGGCUGCGGAAAUUGACGCGACUCGAGUUGCAUUCGUAUCCGAAGCUCGGGUUCUUGGAUACCCGAGGCAUCUUGGCCCAGUUUCGGGCACCGAGAAGUGUAGCUGUGGAAGUGAAGGGGUCCGUGGUGAACGAUGAUCUGCAUCCUGCGUUUAACCCGCGUUUGGAGCGGUUAGAGUUGCUCGGUGCGAACGUCAGGAGCUUGUCUACUGGUGCAUUUGCGGGGAUAGAUAGUCCGCGGAUCGAGAUGUUUAUCCGGAAUACGUCAUUGCCGAGCUUGCCGCCACCAGCGCUUUUCCAGGUGCCGAUGUCCUCUUCAGUCACUUUAGACUUGAGCUUCAACGCGAUCGCGAGCCUCAGCCCACAACUGGUGUCGACGCUGGAAAACAAGCAGCGAAGAGUGCGCCUCCUCGGCCUGGCGACGAACCCUAUCUACUGCGACUGCAACGCUCGCCCUCUCAAGCGCUGGCUCCAGACACAGCGAUCCCAGCGCCGCCUAACGCCCGAACUCCUUGGACUCACGUGUCACCAGCCUGCGUCCAACGCUGGCAAGCAUCUGCUCGACAUGGACGACGCGGACCUUAGCUGCGCCCCCGGUGGCACAACCACAACCAGCACAACAGAGAUCCCGUUGAGCGUGGCGGAUCGUGGCGACGCGGAUUCGGCGGCGACGAGUACCGAGUUCCGCGCCGAGCCUGACAUCAUUUGGACGAUGGACCCAGUAACGAAACGGGGCUCGGACGGGGCCCGAAACGCUGCUGCUGGUUCGGGAGGAGCUGGAGGAGGGGGCGUCGGUGGGGUUGGAGGAGCCGGCGCCGGCAACAAGCGCGACAAGAUGGAUCACCUCAUCUUUGGGAUCCUCGGUGGCGUCAUCGCAUUCAUUCUCGUACUGGUGUUCAUCAUUUGUCUGGUCCGACUGCGCAUCACUGACAAUCAUUACCCGGGUGGCCCGCUUGUUGGCCCGCUGGCCCUCCAAACUGCGGCGGCGCAUCAUCACGGUACACUGCCGUCCAUCAGCGGCAAGUGCACGUGCAUCGUGAAGCCACCGCCGCCGCCGUUCAUGUUCUACACGGCCCCACCUCCGCCGCAGUCGUCGAUGACUCCGUUGCCGGGUGGUGGUGGCGGCGGAACGCUGCCGAAGAUGUUGCCUCCACCGCCGCCGCCGUCGGCGCAGCACAUGUACGGGUCGUUGCAUCGGAGGACUUAUUACGCGACAAAUGCGCCGUAUUAUGUCGCCUUUCCCAAUGACCCCAUGGCGGGGCCCGGAUGUGAUAGCAGGGCGGAUCAUGACCUGCACCCGUACGAGUGCUGA
Molecule: messenger RNA, 3804 nt
Organism: Notodromas monacha
Lineage: Eukaryota; Metazoa; Arthropoda; Ostracoda; Podocopida; Cyprididae
Source: the annotation of a GenBank genome assembly